Pteropus alecto (black flying fox) is the source of this 2334-nucleotide messenger RNA. RefSeq names its product N-acylsphingosine amidohydrolase 2 (gene ASAH2). Gene Ontology annotation, cellular component: extracellular region. The coding region runs from base 1 to 2334 and encodes 777 amino acids. Gene Ontology annotation, biological process: sphingosine biosynthetic process; long-chain fatty acid biosynthetic process; ceramide catabolic process. The transcript has 20 exons. Lineage: Eukaryota; Metazoa; Chordata; Mammalia; Chiroptera; Pteropodidae. Gene Ontology annotation, molecular function: N-acylsphingosine amidohydrolase activity. The record is from RefSeq and is a predicted model, not a curated record.
AUGGCCAAACGUACCUUCUCCACAUUAGAAACAUUCCUGAUUUUCCUCCUUGUGAUGAUGACGGCAGUCACGGUGGCCCUUCUCAGCCUUUUGUUUGUCACCAGUGGGACCAUAGAAAAUCACAAAGAUUCAGGUUUUCCAGCAACCCAGGGACCUCUGGCCACCCAGAUCUCUUCAGCCAAUCAGGGCUCUACAGCCUUUCAAGGCUCAACACUCACCCAGGAACCCACGACCAUCCAAAUGUCUCCCAUGAUGACGACCCCUGAGCCGCCUCUAUUUCAGAACUUUACUGGCUACCAUAUUGGUGUUGGGCGAGCUGACUGCACAGGACAAGUAGGCGAUAUCAAUUUGAUGGGCUACGGCAAAAGUGGCCAGAAUGCACAGGGCCUCCUUACCAGGCUGUACAGUCGUGCUUUCAUCAUGGCAGAACCCGAUGGGUCAAAUCGAAUGGUGUUUGUCAGCAUCGACAUAGGCAUGGUAUCCCAACGACUGAGGCUGGAGGUGCUGAACAGACUGCACAAUAAAUAUGGCUCCCUGUACAGAAGAGACAACGUUAUCCUGAGUGGCACUCAUACACACUCAGCUCCAGCAGGAUAUUUCCAGUAUACUGUGUUUGUAAUUGCCAGUGAAGGAUUUAGCAAUCGUACUUUUGAGUACAUGGUCACUGGCAUCAUGAAGAGCAUUGAGAUGGCACACACAAAUAUGAAACCAGGCAAAAUCUUCUUUAAUAAAGGAAAUGUGGAUGGUGCACAUAUCAACCGAAGUCCUUAUUCUUACCUUCAGAAUCCACAGUCAGAGAGAGCAAGGUAUUCUUCAAAUACAGACAAGGAAAUGGCAGUCUUGAAGAUGGAAGAUUUGAAUGGAGAUGACCUGGGCGUUAUCAGCUGGUUUGCCAUCCACCCCGUCAGCAUGAACAACAGCAAUCAUCUUGUAAAUAGUGAUAAUAUGGGCUAUGCAUCUUACCUUUUUGAGCAAGAGAAAAACAAAGGAUAUCUGCCUGGACAGGGACCAUUUGUAGCAGCUUUUGCUUCAUCGAACUUAGGUGAUGUGUCUCCCAAUAUCCUUGGCCCACGUUGCAUCAACACCGGGGAGUCUUGCGAUAAUGCCAAUAGCACUUGUCCCAUUGGUGGGUCUACCAUGUGCAUGGCUAUGGGACCUGGACAGGAUAUGCUAGAAAGCACGCAAAUUAUAGGACGGAUCCUAUAUCAGGAAGCAAAGGAACUAUAUGCCUCCGCAUCCCAAGAGGUAACUGGACCACUAACUUCGGCUCAUCAGUGGGUGAAUAUGACGGAUGUCACUGUCUUGCUCAAUGCCACACACACAGCAAAAACAUGUAAACCAGCACUGGGCUACAGUUUCGCCGCUGGCACAAUCGAUGGAGCUGGUAGCCUCAAUUUUACGCAGGGAAUGACAGUAUCGGAUCCAUUUUGGGACACUCUUCGGGAUCAGCUCCUAGGCAAGCCAUCUGAGGAAAUCAAAGAAUGUCAUAAACCAAAGCCAGUCCUUAUUCACACUGGAGAGCUAUCAAAUCCUCACCCUUGGCACCCAGAUAUUGUCGAUGUUCAGAUUAUUACUCUUGGGUCCUUGGCCAUAGUUGCCAUGCCUGGUGAGCUUACGACCAUGUCUGGACGAAGACUUCGGGAGGCAGUUAAAGCAGAGUUUGCAACUUAUGGAAUGAAGAAUAUGACUGUUGUUAUUUCGGGUUUAUGCAACGUAUAUACGCAUUACAUUACCACCUAUGAAGAAUACCAGGUUCAGCGGUAUGAGGCAGCAUCAACAAUUUAUGGACCACACACUCUGUCUGCUUACAUCCAGCUCUUCAGAGUUCUUGCUAAGGCCAUUGCUACGGACACAGUAGCCAACCUGAGCACAGGACCUGAGCCUCCAUUUUUCAAACAACUGAUAAUCCCAAUAAUUCCUAAUAUUGCGGAUAGAGCACCUAUAGGCAAGACUUUUGGGGAUGUCCUACAGCCAGCGAAUCCUACAUACAGAGUGGGAGAAGUUGCUGAAGUUAUAUUUGUAGGUGCUAACCCAAAGAAUUCAGCAGAAAACUGGACCCAUCAGACUUUCCUCACUGUGGAGAAAUAUGAGGCAACUUCAGCAACAUGGCAGAUAAUGCAUAAUGAUGCCUCCUGGGAGACUCGUUUCUAUUGGCACAAGGGAUUACUGGGUCUUAGCAAUGCAACGAUACAAUGGCAUAUCCCAGAUACUGCCCAGCCUGGAAUCUACAGAAUAAGAUACUUUGGACACAGUCGGAAGCAGGACUUUCUCAAGCCCGCUGUCAUACUUUCAUUUGAAAGCACUUCUUCCGUUUUUGAAGUUGUAACUACUUAG